AUGGAAGAGAGAAAUCACUCGGAGGUGACUGAGUUCAUUCUCUCAGGACUGACAGAUCAGCCGGAGCUGCAGCUCCCCCUAUUUCUGUUGUCCUUACUGAUUCAUAUUAUCACCCUGGUGGGCAAUGGGGGGAUGAUCUUGUUAAUCAAGAUUGACCCCCGACUCCACACCCCCAUGUACUUUUUCCUUGGCAAUUUGUCUUUCUGUGAUCUCUGCUAUUCCUCGACAAUUGCCCCCAAGAUGCUGCAGAAUUUCUUAGCCAAGACGAAAAGCAUUUCUCGCACUGCCUGCGCUGUGCAAAUGUAUUUAUGUUUCUUUUUUCAAGAUGUUGAGUGUCUCUUGCUGGCUGUGAUGGCCUAUGACCGUUAUGUGGCCAUCUGUAACCCGCUGCUCUAUACGGUCACUAUGUCCAGGCGGCUUUGUAACCUGCUGGUGGCUGGGGUGUAUGGGGUGUCAUUGGCGGAUGCAACAACAAGCACGUACUAUACUUUCCGGCUGUCAUUCUGCCACUCAAACGUCAUCAAUCAUUUCUUCUGUGACACCCCUCCGCUGCUGGCGCUCUCCUGCUCUGACACCCGCAUCAAUGAGAUUGUGAUGUUUGCCUCUAUGUGCUACUCUGUAGUCACCAGCAUUGUGAUCAUUCUCCUCUCUUAUGUCUGUAUCAUCUCCACCAUCUUCCGGAUCCGCUCUGCCGAAGGUCGCCGCAAAGCCUUCUCCACCUGCACAUCCCACUUGACUGCAGUUGGCAUGUUUCAUGGCACCCUCCUCUUUAUGUAUUUCCGACCCACCUCCAGUUAUUCCAUGGACACCGACAAAAUAACCUCAGUGUUCUACACGCUUGUGAUCCCCAUGUUGAACCCCCUCGUCUACAGCCUGAGGAACAGGGAAGUGAAGGGCGCCCUGAAGAAAGCAAAGAAUAAACUCAGAAGGAUUUCUUGA
Messenger RNA from Pelodiscus sinensis (Chinese soft-shelled turtle), 939 nucleotides. RefSeq names its product olfactory receptor-like protein OLF2. Gene Ontology annotation, biological process: G protein-coupled receptor signaling pathway. The record is from RefSeq and is a predicted model, not a curated record. Gene Ontology annotation, cellular component: membrane. Gene Ontology annotation, molecular function: G protein-coupled receptor activity; olfactory receptor activity. NCBI's taxonomy places the organism in Eukaryota, Metazoa, Chordata, Testudines, Trionychidae.